AUGGAUGGUCCGGUGACAGCUCUAACCACUCAGGUCGAUGACCUGAACGCUCUGCACGAGGCUGUACUACAAGCGUACUACCAACUAAGAAAAGAAGGGGUGGUUGUGUCAUGUGGUAAUGAAUACAUGAUUGCGAUUGAAUUCGAUGGCCCUGAUGGCGGAGGUGGAAUCUGCGGCGAAAUGACAUAUGUCGACAAUGAUAAGAAAGCUCAAGCUGUUGUCAAGGGUCGCGGCUGUGUCCAAGCCAGACAGCUAGGGAGAAAUUUCUUGUCAGGAGAGUCAAUAAUCUACUAUAACACUUCGCAAGAAAGUGUUUUCUUUGAUCUUCUAAUGAAGUACAAGCGAGGAGCUUCGUCGUCUGGUGGAGGUAUGAUUGAUAUGAAGUCCGGCCUUCCUUUGUUUGAGGUCACGAUUUCCAAGUAG
Cylindrotheca closterium is the source of this 423-nucleotide messenger RNA. The record is from the annotation of a GenBank genome assembly. NCBI's taxonomy places the organism in Eukaryota, Bacillariophyta, Bacillariophyceae, Bacillariales, Bacillariaceae.